Molecule: messenger RNA, 2871 nt
Organism: Lingula anatina
Lineage: Eukaryota; Metazoa; Brachiopoda; Lingulata; Lingulida; Lingulidae
Product: lysosome membrane protein 2
Cellular component (GO): cytoplasm; lysosome; membrane
Molecular function (GO): scavenger receptor activity
Source: RefSeq, a predicted model, not a curated record
AGGGGAAAGUGCAAGUGUCAACAAAUCUCCGGCAAUCAACUGUGCUGAUAACGUUAGAGUUUAUCAUCAAUUGACAGCCAGGAAUCGAGUAACAUAUGAUGACACAUUGAUAUCUUAGAAGAGAUCCAAAGAUGGCAACAUGCCGAGAGGGAUGCAAGAAGUGCACAGCCCCAUUUCUGCUGAUAGUUGGAGUUAUCCUUGUUGUUCUUGGCAUAGCUGGUAUCUAUGAGUUCCCUGUGCUGAUAAACCAACAAGUAACUCAGAAUGUUAUGCUCAAAGAAGGGACAAUGGGAUAUAAACAGUGGAAGGAACCCACUGUUCCUAUCUAUAUGAAGUUUUAUGUGUUUAAUCUUACCAAUCCAGAAGAGGUGCUAGCUGGUGGGAAGCCUUAUGUGGAAGAAAUAGGACCGUAUACAUACAGAGAACACCGUGAGAAAGUCAAUAUAACCUUCAAUGGCAAUGGAACAGUCUCCUAUCGCCAGAUUAGAACAUUCCAUUUUGUAAGAGAGAAGUCAGUCGGAGAUGACAGUGAGAAUUUUACCACCGCUAAUAUCCCUUUACUGACAGUAGCAGAGGCAAUGAGAAACCAAAGUUAUUUCAUUCAGCUUGCAGUUGAAGCCGGGUUAAAGUUGACAGAUGAGAAGCUCUUCAUCAGCCGGCCUGUACGCCAAAUAGUGUGGGGUUACCAUGACCCCCUGAUGCACCUGAUGACCCUGAUGCCUGGCCUCAGUGACUGGUUCUACACUGACUGGAUUGGAGUCAUGAUGAAUAAAAAUGCCACAGAUGAUGGACUUUACACAGUUUAUACUGGAGAGAAUGAUAUCAGUAAACUUGGAGUGAUAGACAAAUACAAUGGUUCCAAGUAUCUCAAUUUUUGGACAACAAAAUAUGCUAACAUGGUGAAUGGAUCAGAUGGGACGAUCGCUCCGCCUUCCUUUGCAGUUGAAAAUGACACCCUCUCGUACACCUUCCAGAGUGAUAUUUGCAGGUCAGUUUAUGGAGUUAAAAGGGGCUCAACCAAGACUCCCCAGGGUAUCAGUCUCCACAGAUAUAUCGGGACAGCGAGUGAGCUGGCCAAUUACAGCAUCAACCCAGACAACAUCGGCUUCUGUCUCCCUAACAAGGACUGCCUGGGUACUGGGCUGCUUUGGUUGAAGUCCUGUACAAAUGUGGACUACUUCCCCGUGCCCGUGGUGGCAUCUUUUCCUCAUUUCUAUCAGGGAGAUCCCAAAUUUGUGGAGGCCAUUGGUGGCAUGCAUCCCAAUGCCAGCUUACACCAAACUGAAGUAGAUGUAGAACCUAUCACAGGGUUAACUAUGGGUGCUCACAAGAGGGUGCAGAUUAAUGUUUUUAUGACCAAAGUAAAAGAUAUAGGACUAACAGAAAAUGUCUCCACGUUGUUCUUCCCCAUAGUAUGGCUAGACGAGAGUGUGGAAUUAGACGAUGCCACAGCAGAUCUCUUCAAAAACAUGGUGUAUAUGCCCAUAACAGCCACCACUGUGGUACAGUAUGCCUGUUUUGGGUUGGGAGGAGCUCUCAUUCUUAUAUCCAUCAUUAUAGCAGCAGUCAGAUAUAAAAAGUGGAAAGAGAAUCAGUCCAAGCUGGAGUCGGAGCGUCUACUCAAUAACUGAGAUGCUUUCAGUGUUAUAACAUAAAUAUUCCAUGGCAACUUAUAUACAGGAAAAAUGCUCAUUCUUUUAAAUGCCAGUCAUUUGUGACAGUCAUAGUGAAAUACAAUAUAUAUAUUGUAUAUGUUCACAUAUGACCACAUAAAACAGAAUUUUCACAUCCUAGUCCUCCUUUCAAGCAAAUAUGAACUGAUUUUUAACAGUUCUAAUUGUAAUACAGUUGGUUAGCCAGUCAAGGAAUGACAAUUUAUCACUAAGUUAGUUAAAUGUAUUAGUUAGUUAUUGAAUGUAUUUUUCAAACAAUGUACCUUUUAUAAUUUAAGAAAUAAGCGCUCAGAAAUUUUUAUUGUUUUCUGAUCUACAGACAUUUCUGUAACUUUUAGUCACUGAUCCUGACGUAACUUGGAAAAAAUUGCACUGUUUAAAUGUAUGGGUUAUUGCCAUAUCAAAGUGAAUGUGGCGAUGUUUAGCAAUGGAUAUUGUUCGAAAAGAUCUUAAUAUGGUUCUGUUGACGCUACGCGCAACAGUAAUUCAGGGAAUUAAGCCUUAUUUCAUUUUUUUUUUUGUUGGCAAGUUAAUGUGAUGAGUCCAAAUUUCAGUUUUAUGUGCGUUUUACAGUCCUGUUACUCAUUAAGCAUUCAUAAGAAAUGGGCAUAAGGAAGUGAAUGCUGCCAGGCCAGUUCUGCAAGGCUGAGUGAUAAAUUUUAAGUCAUCUUCUCUAUGAAAGGAAUUUUGGUGAUAUCGGAAUACAUUUAAGGGGUUCUCACUUAUUUACCGACACCGCCAAAUUGUUUUCUAAUGGGAUCCAUACUCUGUGAAAUCCUGGAUACGUGUCAAAACUGCAAAGACGGUAUUCGUGGUUUCAGAUUUUUUAAGGGUUGAUCUCACUGUUAGGCCUAUUUAUCAUUGAGGACAUGCAAACUAUUAAGUGUAACUUGCUCCUCGAAGUCAAAAGGAAAAUAUUGAUGUGAUGUGUUGUGUUUGAGAAUUGUUGUACUAUGUGUUUACAAAUAUAUUGUGGCUUGUUAUUAAUUAUGUACAGUAAUAAAACUGACCAACAGAACAAUUUGAAGUUUUCAAAUAACUAGUCUUAAUACCGCUGUUGGUAUUGCUGUUUGACAUGAAAUUGUUCUUUAUAUGGAAUGUGGUGUGAAUUUUCACCCACCUUUAUUAAAACUAUUAUAACGAUAAAAUUGUUGUAACAGUUUUGUAAAUGAAUAAAUGAGAAAAAAAAGUAUACGUA